AUGGCAAAAGACUUAUAUGUUUUAAGCGUAAAAUUUUUUUCUAUGACAAGAAAUAAAGUUCGCAACAAUGUUUCAGUUCAUUAGGAAAUUUUGAAUCUAUACAGCAAGUAAAUGAUUCUAAUAAAUGGGAUGAUAUCAAAUAAUCAAGACAAGACCUAAUGAAAAAAUAUCAUCAAUUCAAAACGAACGAAGUUAAAUAAUCAACUUUGUCAACCUAUUAAUCUUAAAAGGUAAUAAAACCUUAAUUGAAGGUUCUCAUUCCAAAGUUUGAUAAUUUUGACAUGAAACUAAAUAUCAAGAGGGAUACUGGAAUAAAGAAUAAAGACAAAGAAAAUAUUACAAGUUCACAAUAUAAACAACAAGAAAGACCAGGAUCAAACAGCUAGAGAAUCAGACAAGAAUCAGUAUAUGAUAGGUAUAAGACAAUAUAAAAAUAGACUAUAUAAUUUGAGAGAUUCUGAAAAUAAAGGGACAAAAGUAGUUCAAAAAAACCUAAAUUCGAAUACUAAUCAUUCAUAAAAAUAAUCAAAGUUAAUUUUGGGUCACAAUAUUUUAAUUCAAAAGCGAUCCUCAGAUCCAUCAAUUUUGAUGCCUAUUUCAUCUUUGAUUAAGAAAACUCAAAAGCACUAAUUAGAUUAACAACAAGACCAAAAAAGUACAUAAGCUCAAAUUGAUAAUCAAUAAAAUAAUUUUAAAGAUCUUUAGAAAGUCAAUGUCAGUAGACAGUAAGCUUGCCAUCCUGAAAAAAAUGAGAGUAGUAUAUAAAACUAGUCAGCAGCAGUUCAGAGUAAUUUAAAUUCUUAGUAAAUACCAAUAAAACAUUGUUAUUUUUCUUUGGUAAAUGUUGAAGAGAGUAAAUAAAUUGAUUUAAGUAGGGUUCUAAAAUAAAAAAGUGAGAUCCUUAAGUAGUGAGAAAAAUAAAACAAAUUAAAGCUGUAAAUCAUCAAAGGGUAAUCGUGCACACACCUAAGGAAAGUAGGAAGUUAAAAAUUAAUAAAAAAUCAAUAGACUUUAUGAAUAUAUUUUAGAAGGAAAUUACUGA
Paramecium octaurelia is the source of this 1042-nucleotide messenger RNA. The record is from the annotation of a GenBank genome assembly. NCBI's taxonomy places the organism in Eukaryota, Ciliophora, Oligohymenophorea, Peniculida, Parameciidae.